AUGAAACAAAAUAUCCCACACCUCAUCUUCUGCGCAGAUUCCUCCACAAGUCUAGCAUCCAUGGUGACACUUCAAACGGUGGAUACAAAUGAAACGAGCCCGCCGAAAACCAUUCACGGAAUCGGCCGAGGGUUUGGUCUAAUGAAGAGGGGUGAUUCCAUUGCAAUGUCACAAGCUCCCAGCCUGCCACAGCGCUUCCCUUCGCAAGAUAUGGGAUUCCAACGGGCGCCUUCUUCUUUCUCUAUGGACCGCCAAGAUUCCAUGGCGAAUGCCAACUUCAAGACUGCUGAUAACUCAAGCCACGGCAUUGGAGCAGGCAAGAACACCAAGACUUCGCUCGCCGACCGAUUUGGCUGUCUUGCACCAAUUUUGAGCCCAACUCUAUCGGAGUCUAGUCGAAAGACACACAAAAGCAGCAGCACUGACUCACCCCUGACUAUGCCACGACGAAAACCAUCUCAGCAGAAGAUCUCCUUGUCACAACAACAAAGCCGGCGCCAGUUGCCUGAUAUUCGGAAUGCCACUUUUGGUGACUUGUGGGAAAUCGACGGGACGGUACUGCUCCAGUGA
This is a messenger RNA of Cylindrotheca closterium, 570 nucleotides long. NCBI's taxonomy places the organism in Eukaryota, Bacillariophyta, Bacillariophyceae, Bacillariales, Bacillariaceae. The record is from the annotation of a GenBank genome assembly.